CACACUCACACUGACGCGGUGAUCUCCCCGGAUCAAAUCAGGGCGAGAAAGGAACAGCGCCAUGGCCGUUGCAGAGAUCGAGGUCGAGCAAUGGCGUCUCAGCCCUCUCGCCUUCCUCCUCCUCUUCGUCCUGCUUCAUCUCCCUCAUCUCCCCGCCACCCCCUUCCUCCGCUUCCAGCGCCGGUUCCUCUUCCUCUACUCUCUCUCCUCAGUGAUGCAAGGGCUUGAGCCGGUGUUGGGAGAAGAGGAGUUUGUGAACUAUGGGAUCGGGAGGGAGGAGAUGGUGAUGUAUCUCGCCGCCGGCGCGGCGGCCGCGCUGUUUCUUGGAUCGGUAUCGGGAAUGGUCUCCGACAUCGUAGGUCCAAGAAAGGCUUGUCUGCUCUUUUGCGUCCUUCAUCUUCUCAUGGGCAUCAUGAAGAGCCUGAGCAAUCAUCCAAGCAUAUGGAUAACAAGUAUUUGUCCGGCUGUUGCGUCUUCUAUGUUCUUAUUUUGCUUUGAGACAUGGAUGGUAAACGAGCAUGAAAAGCAAGGUCACAGGCAAGACUUGUUGAAUGAAACCUUUUGGCUUAUGACCUUUUUCGAGUCUGUGUCUUUAAUUGGAAGUCAAGGGAUUGCAAAUUUUCUAGUCAAGGAUCUUCAUAAAGCAUUUGUGUCCCCUUCUGCCUCAACUGCCAUAUUUGCAACGAUGAUCAUUCUCUAUAUCAUGAAAGAAUGGAAAGGAGAUCAGAAGAAAUCUGCUGUUGUAAACUAUAGGAAGUCUUUUGUUGGACAUAUUCUGAAAGACAAGAGGACAUGGCUAUUAGCAUGGGCUCAAACAAGCAUCUAUUUUUCCAUGUCAGUCUUCUGGCUUCUCUGGUCACCGACAAUUGUAGGUGAUGGGAGGGUUGUGAGUUUGUCUCUUAUAUACCCAUGUUUCCUUGGUUCAAAAAUGUUUGGAAGCACUAUCUUCCCAUGGUUCUUUGGCCGGGCUUCAUCGCUCUACAUCGAAGACUGCCUGAUAUAUACAUUCAUUGUUGCCGCUCUGUCCUUGCUUGUAGUUGCUUAUGAUUAUCAGGAGAUUGGAUUACUGGUGGUACUUUUCUGCAUCUUUCAUGCUUGUGUGGGCUUUAUUUUACCUUCACUAGCCAGAUUGAGGACAAUUUACGUUCCGAAUGAGAUGCGUGGAGGAAUGAUAAGCUUAUCAUUAGCACCGGCCAAUGCAGCAAUUUGGUUCAUUCUUAUCCAGCGUGGCUAUUAUCACAACUUUGAGAAUGCUGGAAUCUUUACUCUGGCUGUGCUUGGAUUGGUAAGUGCAGCCUGUUGCAUUUAUGUACUCAGACGGUGGACAAAGCAGCCUCGUCAAAGUUGGCACAAACGUUAGUUGAAUAUAGUGAUAUACAAAGCAGCAAAAGUAUUCAGGGCAGGAGUUUUAACGCCAUCACAAAGAAAGGCCCUGGAUUGGAUUCAAUUUGGCCGUGUUGAAAUCUUCUAUUUUUGCAUGAUCCCUUGAGCUAAUCCGUAUGAAAAGAGAGCUCCUGCUUAUUCAUGUGAAAAGAGAAAUGAUCGUGAUAUUGAAAAGUUUUGAUCUUGUAAUUCAAAAUUCAUUCCACUUGUUUCUUAUAAGCAAUUUCCAUGGACCAUUAACCACACUGAUUCAUGAUUUUUUUACGCGAUAUUGCAAGUUUACUUUCAUGCGCAGGAUCUGUAUAAAUCUCUAAUGAGAUUGUACUUGAUAAUUGCGAACACCUUCUUUUUCUUUUUUCUAAUAAUAAAACCACACUUUUUUUAA
This is a messenger RNA of Asparagus officinalis (garden asparagus), 1768 nucleotides long. Its product is annotated as molybdate-anion transporter. Gene Ontology annotation, molecular function: molybdate ion transmembrane transporter activity. Lineage: Eukaryota; Viridiplantae; Streptophyta; Magnoliopsida; Asparagales; Asparagaceae. Gene Ontology annotation, cellular component: membrane. The record is from RefSeq and is a predicted model, not a curated record. Gene Ontology annotation, biological process: molybdate ion transport.